AUGACACUUAAUAUUAUCAUUGUCGGGGCGGGCAUUGCAGGGCUGACGGCUGCGGUCUCUCUGCACCAAGCUGGGCACCAUGUCAGGGUAUACGAAAGCUCAGCAUUCGCCGCUGAAGUCGGCGCAGCACUCAAUCUAGCUCCCAACGGCACAAGAGUUCUUCAGAAAUUAGGAUUUGACAUGCAAAAAGCAAGUGCCGUACCAAUAAACAACUGGGAUACAGUAGACGGAACCUCUCUGCGCCGAAUCGCCUGCCAGGACUUGAAACAAGCUUCUGAACGAUUUGGAGCGGCCUACGUCGCUGUGCAUCGAGUAGAUCUGCACAACGAGCUGAUGCGCUUGGCUGGUGUUGAUCAACCUGGAGCCCGUGGCGUCGAACUUCACCUUUCGUCGCGCGUUAUACAGAUUGACCCCGAAGCUGGGCUUGUUGAGUUUGUGGACGGGCGUAUUGAAAAGGCAGAUCUGAUUAUCGGAGCAGAUGGGCUUCAUUCGGUGUCUCGCAACGCUAUCACAUCCGCAUCUGAGGGUCCCUCAACGGCAGCAAAACGCUCAACUGGUCUCAGUGCAUUCCGUUUCCUGGUUCCCACUGAAGUGCUGGAGAAUCAUCCUGCUGGCAAGGAAUUGCUUGCCUGGAAGACCCCUGGAGCUACUUUGCUGGGGGAUCCUAACUCGAAGACUAUGGAGGAGGAGCGCCAUAUGAUGUGGUAUCCAUGUCGAAGUGGUAAAGUGCAGAAUUUCGUCGGGAUUCAUCCUACAGUGACCGGCGAACAACCGGAGAACUCGGAAGGUGCCAUCUCCAUGUCGCCAAUAACUCCGUUUAGGAUUCUGACUGUGAGAAAAGGGAUUAAGAGGCAGAUGUUGAGCGAAUUCUCUCAUUUUCAUCCUCAAGUUGUUGAGAUUCUCUCGCUGGGCAACGAUGUAAACUGCUGGCCCCUCUUUCACACUGAACCCUUAAAUUCCUGGACCCGGGGCAAAUUGGUAGUCAUUGGUGACGCCGCUCACCCGAUGCUCCCAUUCGGCGGCCAAGGCUCAAACCAAGCCAUCGAAGAUGGAGGAGCACUCGGGUUUCUUUUGAAAGAUGUCGACGACGUCGCGGAGAUUCCAGCUCGUUUGGAGCUUUUCGAAAAGGUGCGUCGGCGACGGGCAUCACGAGUGCAGAUUCUCUCUACUGUAAGAGCAAAUCGCGAGCAUCAGGUCGAAACGCAAAUCAGGCAGUACAUGGAGGAAGACGUGUUAUUGCCGAAUUCUUUUGCUGCCAGGGUGGCGCAUGAUGCAGGGUUUGAUGUAUUCCGUCGAUGCCAUGAGGUUUUAGCUAUCUGA
Talaromyces proteolyticus is the source of this 1320-nucleotide messenger RNA. RefSeq names its product putative salicylate hydroxylase. The coding region runs from base 1 to 1320 and encodes 439 amino acids. Gene Ontology annotation, molecular function: FAD binding; monooxygenase activity. Lineage: Eukaryota; Fungi; Ascomycota; Eurotiomycetes; Eurotiales; Trichocomaceae. The transcript is spliced from 7 exons. The record is from RefSeq and is a predicted model, not a curated record.